AAAGAAAGUUGAAGACUUUUUCAGUUCACACCUUCAAUCAAACAAGACCCAUCAUUCCCCCCACACAUUUAUUUUUUAAUAAAUCAAUUAAAAUCUUUUUUCCUUUCCAUUUGUAUCCUCUUCAUGGAUCCCAAGAGCUCAAAACAACAAUCACAAGAACCAAACAACAACAUGGGAGAGAACAAACCCUCUGAUUCAAAAGACUUCCAAAUAGUAUUAUCUGAAACAACAACAAAAGAUGAAACAACAAAAAAACAACAACAACUAGCACCAAAAAGAACAUCAAACAAAGACAGACACACAAAAGUUGAAGGAAGAGGAAGAAGAAUAAGGAUGCCAGCUUUAUGUGCAGCUAGAAUCUUCCAACUAACAAGAGAAUUAGGUCACAAAUCAGAUGGUGAAACAAUCCAAUGGCUUCUUCAACAAUCUGAACCAUCCAUCAUAGCAGCCACAGGAACAGGAACAAUACCAGCUUCAGCUUUAUCUUCUUCUUCUGUUACAACACAACAACAAGGUAGUUCUUCUUGUUCUUUGUCUUCUGGUUUGCAAUUACAUCAAAAAAUUGAUGAAUUAGUUGGAAACAGAAUAACCAGUUCAAAUAGUUGGGGUACUAUGGUUGGUGGAAACUUAGGAAGAACAAAUAUGUGGACCCCACAUCAUCAUGUUAGUGGAUUUGGAUUUCAAUCAUCAUCUGCUCAUUCUACUACUACUAAUGAUCAUGGUUCAAAUUAUCUUUCAAAAAUUGGGUUUUCUGGAUUUGAUCAUCAAAAUAUUAAUAGUAAUAAUAAUAAUAAUAAUGGAAAUAUGGUUGGUGGAAUGAGUUUUACAUCAAUUUUGGGUGGAAAUCAUCAGCAGAUUCCUGGAUUGGAAUUAGGGUUGUCACAAGAUGGACAGCAUAUUGGGGUUUUGAAUCAACAAGCUUUGAGUCAGAUUUAUCAGCAGAUUGGUCAAACUAGGGUUCAUCAUCAACAGCAGCAGAAUCAGAAUCAGAAUUCUAGUAAGGAUGAUUCUCAAGGUUCAGGGCAGUGAGAGAGGUUUUUUUUGUUGUUGUGAAUUUGGGUGGAAAAAAAAUAGAUUGUGUGCAAAGGAUGAGGUUUAUAAGAAAAAAAAUGGGUUUUUUGUUGUUGUAUAUUUUGGAGAAAUUCAAUAGAAAAAAAAGGAUUUGGGUUUGUUUUGCCUUCCUUAUUGUUCCUUCUCCACAGGACUCAAGUCUACAGAUACAGGUGGAAUUGCAUGGCCAUAUAGCUUUGUUGCUUUGGUUUGGCCCUUAAAACUAUAUUGUUUUAAUUCAGAGGUGUGUUGAUUAUUUUUUGUUCUUCUUUCUAUAGAUCAGGAUGAUGGAGUGGUGAUCAGUUUGUUUGUGAAAAAUGAUGAUAUAGUACUUUUUCAUAAUCAUAUUUGUGAAAAUUCUUAUUAUAUGGUGUUGUUAGUACUUUAUCAUCUCAGAAAUUUUAAUUUGUGUGUGGAAAGACACUUGCAAAA
Cicer arietinum (chickpea) is the source of this 1482-nucleotide messenger RNA. Its product is annotated as transcription factor TCP20-like. Gene Ontology annotation, cellular component: nucleus. Gene Ontology annotation, molecular function: DNA-binding transcription factor activity; sequence-specific DNA binding. The record is from RefSeq and is a predicted model, not a curated record. Lineage: Eukaryota; Viridiplantae; Streptophyta; Magnoliopsida; Fabales; Fabaceae.